GGAUAUUAUUAUUAUUAUUAUUAUUAUUAUUAUUAUCGGCAUGUAGACCACUCCCGCUUUUUCGCCAUUCCAGUGACGUAUUUCCGGUUAACUGUCAAACUCGUACUGGAUGUCAGUCGACGGGAUAGGCUUGGACCAAAAGCAGUUCAUAAAUUCAGCAGACCAAGGCAGUUCAGAGAAAUGUCUUUUAUAUUUGACUGGAUCUACAAGAGCUUCAGCAGUGUCUUGCAGCUAUUAGGGUUGUACAAGAAGACCGGCAAGCUAGUAUUCCUCGGACUAGACAAUGCUGGAAAAACAACACUCCUGCACAUGCUCAGAGACGACAGGCUAGGACAGCACGUGCCAACGCUACAUCCAACAUCUGAGGAGCUUACCAUAGCCGGGAUGACCUUCACGACGUUUGACCUCGGAGGUCACACACAAGCACGAAGGAUCUGGAAGAACUACCUCCCAGCCAUAAACGGCAUAGUCUACAUGGUGGAUUGUGCUGACCAUGAGCGACUAAUAGAGGCUAAAAUUGAACUGGAUGCCCUGUUGACAGAUGAAACCAUCUCAAACGUACCUGUUCUCAUAUUGGGGAAUAAGAUCGACCGUCCAGAGGCCAUCAGUGAGGAUGCCCUUAGAGGAAUGUUCGGUCUCCAUGGACACACGACUGGGAAGGGCAAAGUGUCACUGAAGGAGCUGAAUUUGAGGCCAAUGGAGGUUUUCAUGUGCAGCGUGCUGAAGAGACAAGGAUAUGGAGAUGGUUUCCGCUGGCUCUCCCAGUAUAUUGACUGAUUCAUGGUUCUUUUAAUAACGUUAUUUAGCACGCUACCUGCGCGCACAAAGACAUGUUCCACACAAAUCUACCUGCCGUUGAGAGAUCUUCUUUUAAGUACACCAUAUUUAGGACUUUGACUGUGCCAGUAGGAAAUGUGUUACACCUAGUGUUUUGUGUUAAUAUACCCUGUUUUCUUCUUGAGUUUAAAACACAAUUGUAUGUCAUUUCAGUUAUGCCACAGCAAGUCAAAGUUAUGAAUCAUCAGUCUGAAUUGUUCAGAUUCAGUGUGGAGAAUCUUCACAUUAUGGUUUCUACUUUUACUUAAAGCCUGUAGAGAGUUCUGUCCGCCAUAUAGAACAUGUCAUCGCUGUGAACCAGUUCCUGACCCGAGUUUAUUUUUAGCUGCUGGUGUAGACUUACAGUGAAGGUCAAAUUGGUUAACAUUUUGUACUUGGAGUUACUCUUCCUUGUUUGAGGAUGAAUAUUAUAAUUAUUAUACCUUUAUAUUUAUCCUACAUUUUCUCCAACAUUUUAGUCCAAAAGCAGAAUAGUUUUUCUGGAGAGUGCUGCAGACAUUUGGUGCCAUAUUUGUUAAUAAGAAAAGUGUUAAUUCAGUUGCCUGCUACCUCCAGGAUUCGGACAGGACUGAUUUUCUUCUUAAUUUUAAUGUUCUAAUAAUUGAAAGGUUUACCACUACAGGCCAAUUUUAUGAAUGUGACCACAAGUGCAUUAACUGACAUUUUUCUGUGAGGAGCUUUAUUAAUAGCACAGAACAGUGUAAAAGAACUGCAGUAAAUAUUAACUGUACCAGCACAACCAGGUGAUGUAACACACUCAUACUCUGAUGCCAAACUACCUGAUUUCAUGAUGGUUAACUGCUGUGAAUAAACUUGAGUACUUUGUGAUUAGUAGCUGCUCACAACAUGCAGCGAUAUUAUGAGAGUACUUGGGUGGUGCUUUUAAAAAUAUGGCACGCAAAACAUAUGCAUGAAAUGACCUCUUAGUGCAAUAUUAUACAUUAUUUUGUAUAUAAGUUUGUAUUUAUAUUUUGCAAUAAAAAUGUGGCUUACCUUAGAUUACAUCAAGUAUCUAGCUCUGAAGUAAUGUAUCUGGUAGAAGAGGUAGGUCAUAUUGUUAUUAAAUGUGUGAAG
This is a messenger RNA of Centropristis striata (black sea bass), 1911 nucleotides long. RefSeq names its product secretion associated, Ras related GTPase 1Ab (gene sar1ab). The transcript is spliced from 7 exons. Gene Ontology annotation, cellular component: COPII vesicle coat; endoplasmic reticulum exit site. Bases 181 to 777 code for a protein of 198 amino acids. The record is from RefSeq and is a predicted model, not a curated record. Gene Ontology annotation, molecular function: GTP binding; GTPase activity. NCBI's taxonomy places the organism in Eukaryota, Metazoa, Chordata, Actinopteri, Perciformes, Serranidae. Gene Ontology annotation, biological process: endoplasmic reticulum to Golgi vesicle-mediated transport; membrane organization; vesicle organization.